Messenger RNA from Aspergillus aculeatus ATCC 16872, 1524 nucleotides. RefSeq names its product DExD/H-box ATP-dependent RNA helicase DHH1 (gene dhh1). Gene Ontology annotation, molecular function: RNA helicase activity; mRNA binding; ATP binding. Gene Ontology annotation, biological process: P-body assembly; cytoplasmic stress granule assembly. The transcript has 4 exons. The record is from RefSeq and is a predicted model, not a curated record. Bases 1 to 1524 code for a protein of 507 amino acids. Gene Ontology annotation, cellular component: cytoplasmic stress granule; P-body. NCBI's taxonomy places the organism in Eukaryota, Fungi, Ascomycota, Eurotiomycetes, Eurotiales, Aspergillaceae.
AUGGCCGACGCACUAGCCUCACAAAUGAAAAGCACUUCCUUAGGGGAUACCAGCUCAGAUGCGAAGUGGAAGGAACAAUUAAAUGUCCCCGCCAAGGAUGCGAGACCACAGACUGAGGAUGUUACUGCUACGAAAGGCCUCGAAUUCGAAGAUUUCUACAUCAAACGUGAACUCAUGAUGGGAAUCUUCGAAGCUGGAUUCGAGAAACCAUCACCUAUCCAAGAAGAAACGAUACCUGUCGCCCUCACCGGCCGAGAUAUCCUAGCCCGAGCCAAAAACGGCACGGGGAAAACAGCGGCUUUCGUCAUCCCAACCUUGGAACGCAUUAACCCCAAAAGCACCAAAACGCAGGCUCUCAUUCUGGUUCCCACAAGGGAAUUGGCUCUUCAGACUUCUCACGUCUGUAAAACUCUGGGGAAACAUCUUGGCAUCAACGUUAUGGUUACUACAGGCGGGACAGGAUUGAUGGAUGACAUCAUCCGCUUGAACGACGCCGUCCAUAUUCUUGUCGGAACGCCUGGACGAGUGUUGGACUUGGCGAGCAAAGGUGUCGCUGAUCUUUCUGAAUGCCCUACAUUCGUCAUGGAUGAGGCCGACAAAUUGCUAUCGCCUGAAUUCACCCCGGUCAUUGAACAGCUGUUGUCAUUUCAUCCCAAGGAUCGUCAAGUGAUGCUCUUCAGUGCCACUUUCCCACUGAUUGUGAAAUCCUUCAAGGACAAACACAUGCGCAACCCUUAUGAGAUUAACCUCAUGGACGAGCUCACCCUAAGAGGAAUCACGCAGUACUAUGCAUUUGUGGAGGAGAAACAGAAAGUCCAUUGUUUGAACACGCUGUUUUCAAAAUUACAGAUCAAUCAAUCAAUCAUCUUCUGUAAUUCCACCAAUCGGGUUGAGUUACUCGCAAAGAAGAUCACUGAGCUGGGGUAUUCCUGCUUCUAUUCACACGCAAGGAUGCUUCAACAACAUCGAAACCGAGUAUUCCACGACUUUCGCAACGGCGUUUGCCGUAAUCUCGUCUGCUCCGACCUCUUGACCCGCGGUAUUGACAUUCAAGCUGUCAAUGUCGUCAUCAACUUUGACUUCCCUAAGAAUGCUGAAACCUAUCUUCAUCGGAUUGGUCGGUCAGGUCGCUUCGGACAUCUCGGACUUGCUAUCAAUCUCAUCAACUGGGACGACCGUUUCAAUUUGUAUAAAAUUGAACAGGAACUGGGAACGGAAAUCCAGCCCAUUCCUCAGAACAUCGACAAAAAGCUCUAUGUUUACGAUUCACCUGACACAAUCCCACGCCCUAUCGCGAACCCAUCACAACCUCAGAUCAAUACCACAGUCACAAAUGCACCUGCCGCAGAUCGUCGUCCUACUCACCAUGCGAAUGGCGGGCAUUAUCAGUUUCAUCGGGGCCGAGGCUCAUACCGCGGAGGCCGGGGCCAGGGCCAACGUCGCAGCAUUCAUAACGAUGCGAAGCAAUUUAGCGCCUCUCAAGGUCAGACAGGCGGCAAGAAUCAUACUACACCAGUGUCAUAA